Molecule: messenger RNA, 969 nt
Organism: Drosophila kikkawai
Lineage: Eukaryota; Metazoa; Arthropoda; Insecta; Diptera; Drosophilidae
Product: accessory gland protein Acp29AB-like
Molecular function (GO): signaling receptor activity
Source: RefSeq, a predicted model, not a curated record
CAGAUCAGUUCCAUAGAAUCAUUCGCAUUAGCUGAUUAUAUUCCCGCAGCUAUGUCUAAAUCCGCAACCUUCUUUAUAUUCGCAAUUAUUCCAUUGUUUGUGGAAGGCUCUUUGGUACCCCCCGAAGGCUCUGUGUGCCUACUGAAGGAUCCAGAAAACCAGUGCGGAUCCUUCUGUAUGUCCGUAGUGAAGCCAAUGGUCAAUCACAUUGCCAAACACCAAGACCAGUGGAGUACCUCCGAUGCCCUAGGUCUUAAUGAAACCCAGGCAAAGCUGGAAAGGAUUGAAGGCCAGCAGGCGUCCCUUGAGAAAGCCGUAAGGGCGGCCAUGCCGGCGCAGGACAUCGCGACGAGGCUCAACAGGAUGGCAGAUCAGCAAGAAAUUCUAGUUUCCAACGGCAAAGAAACCCUGAAUAAGUUGGAAAGGAUCCUCUCGCAGGACUUGCUGGCAAAGCUGGAUAGAAUGGAAACACUUUGGCAGCAGAAACUCUCUUGUGCUCAGAAUCCAAAGGAAUCCAAAAACAUCCCACCGGAUUUUCAAAAGAUAGGCAGCAGGUUUUUCUACAUCGAGAGGAGCACCAAGUUGAAUUGGUUUGCCGCCUCAGACAAGUGUCGCCGGAUGGGUGGUCAGCUGGCGAUCAUAGAGGACGAAGUGGAGCGGAGGGCUGUUGCGGCAAAGGUUAAUUCAACGUACGACGUGGGCUUUUGGCUGGACAUCCAUAAUCUGGCCAAUAAGUUCGAGUACACAUCUUCGGCCACCGGCAGGAUACCUUUUAUAAAGUGGGGCAGUAAUCAGCCCAACAAAGGCGAUGAGGAAUGCGUCGCCAUGGAUAAUGGUGAAAUGCAUGAUUAUAGUUGUGCCAGUAAAUUGUUUUUCAUUUGUCAGGCCUGAAAACUGUUGAAGAAAUGUCAGACUUAAACAUUUAAUAAAUGGAAUUUAAUUUGAUGGUAUUUUUUAAAUAAAAAGCUA